AUGGCCUUGCCACUUGCAAACUCCCCGACACCGGCAUUUAUCGAGAACAACCUCAAGUUUACGCCGUACUUUUCGAAAUGCCGCAUGGCGAUUGACGGCACCCACAUUCCGGUAUGGGUCAAAUCAGAUCAAGGUGCUCCAUUUCAAGGCCGCAAGGGAGUCACUAUGAACGUUCUGGCAGCCUGCAAUUUUGACCUGCAAUUUACCUACGUGCUGGAGGGCUGGGAGGGGUCAGCCGGAGACGGCAAAGUGUAUGCCGAUGCACUGGAGAAAGGCUUGACAAUGGACGACGACAAAUACGACAUUGCUGAUGCGGGCUUUGGUUUGACCCUGCGUUGCCUCACACCAUACGGUACUCGGUACCAUUUGAAAGAGUACGGUUUGGGACGCUUGAAGCCCCAACGCAAUGAAGAGAUUUUCAACCUCCGACAUGCCCUAGUUCGAAACUGCAUUGAGCGAAUAUUCGGCAUUGUGAAGAAGCGAUUUCCAGUUAUGUCGCAUGGGGUUCGUUACGAUUACGGGUUCCAGCUCAAGCCGCAGCACUGA
Molecule: messenger RNA, 546 nt
Organism: Aphanomyces astaci
Lineage: Eukaryota; Oomycota; Saprolegniomycetes; Saprolegniales; Verrucalvaceae
Exons: 2
Coding region: 1-546 (181 amino acids)
Source: RefSeq, a predicted model, not a curated record